CCAAAAGUCUUUUCCUUGAACAAGAUACCAACGGCAAUAAGUUGUCCUUUUUAGUGUCUUUUUUUUUUUUUAUAACUAAACUACUCCCUAUAAACCGAAACUCAGAUCAGCAGCAGACAGCAUCGAAAAAACAAGCUUCAGCUUCAGCUCCAGCUCCCUGUCUCUCUUCUCUGUCAAUAUCUGCCAAAUAUGUCGAAGCUAGAAACGAGUCUUCAAGCAGCCAUGAACGCAAGAAUAAUUGGGUCGGGGAGUGAGACCAUGGUUCUUGCACAUGGCUUCGGAGGAGACCAAUCUCUCUGGGACAAAAUCCUUCCUUACUUGACAAAACAUUACCAGGUUCUCCUUUUUGACUGGCUCUUUUCUGGAGCUGUCAAAUAUCCCAACCUCUAUGAUCCUUUGAGAUACUCUUCCUUUGAUGCCUUUGCUGAUGACUUAAUAGCGCUUAUGGAUGAACUUCACUUGACAUCCUCAGUCUUUGUCGGCCAUUCCAUGUCUGGUAUGAUCGGCUGCAUUGCUUCCAUUAAAAGACCUCAACUUUUUAGCAGGCUCAUUCUUAUCGGAGCUUCUCCUAGGUACAUUAAUACAGAUGGUUACGAGGGUGGAUUAGAGGGUGCAACAAUUGACAACAUGAUCACAAGCAUAGAAUCAGGCUACGAGAAUUGGACAUUAAGUUUCGUUAAGCUUCUUGUUGACAAUAAUGAUCCCCUCUCCGUCGAACACUAUUUAAGAUGCUUGAAGAGUAUGAACCCAGAAUUUGUGGUCCCAUUAGCUAAAACAGUAUUUUGUAGCGACGAAAGGGAAACUCUGGAGAAGGUUACGACACCAUGCACCAUAAUUCAGACCACAAAUGACCUUGUGGUGCCGGAGUCUGUUGCACGCUACAUGCAGAAGAAGAUCAAAGGGGAAACAACUGUGGAGAUUGUCAAGGCUGAUAGGCAUCUUCCUCAGUUGACUGCACAUCUUGAGUUGGUUCAUGUGUUGGGUCGAGUUUUAGGCUUUGAAAUUUGAUCAUAUAAGAAGAUAAAAUCAGAAAUGGCUAUCUAUGUGAAUGUAUAUGCGUGAGAGAAAAUAUAUCCGAGAAGAAUUUUUAAACUAUGUAGUCUGUACCCUUUAGGGGUUUUUUCAAUAAAAUAUUGUAAUUUAAAAUUUUAUUUAGAAAAAUAAUGUAACUUUUUAUUAUUUGGAAAAAUUAGUCUCAAAAAUGUUUUCAACA
Messenger RNA from Gossypium raimondii (Peruvian cotton), 1213 nucleotides. Its product is annotated as strigolactone esterase D14-like. Lineage: Eukaryota; Viridiplantae; Streptophyta; Magnoliopsida; Malvales; Malvaceae. The transcript has 2 exons. Bases 190 to 1008 code for a protein of 272 amino acids. The record is from RefSeq and is a predicted model, not a curated record.